CUCAACCGGACGGUAAAUAAUUUCAUCAUCAGCUAUGGCCAGCUUUGGAAGUAGCGAAACACAGAAACCCAACGUGGAUCCUGAGUUACAGGACUUCCUGAUGGCGGAAAACGAACGUGCCCGGCUCAGUGCUCAGAUUCACGAGUUUACCGACAUUUGCUGGGACAAGUGUGUCGAGAAACCGAGCAACAAAUUGGACAGCCGGACUGAGACAUGUUUGGCAAACUGUGUGAACCGUUUCGUCGAUACGUCGCUCCUGAUAACGCAGCGCUUUGCGCAAAGCUUGCAAAAGAGUCAGGGAAUGUAAGGAACUUACUGGGC
Anopheles maculipalpis is the source of this 321-nucleotide messenger RNA. It is a transcript of the gene Tim8, whose product is annotated as mitochondrial import inner membrane translocase subunit Tim8. Lineage: Eukaryota; Metazoa; Arthropoda; Insecta; Diptera; Culicidae. The record is from RefSeq and is a predicted model, not a curated record. The coding region runs from base 35 to 307 and encodes 90 amino acids. The transcript is spliced from 3 exons.